UGAAUGUGAUGCAUGUGGAUGUGGAGUAACUGUCCAUGGUGCUGAAACCGCCGCAGCGUCGGGAUGCGCCUUCCGGAGUCUCGCAGCACCAAUGCGCGCAUCUUCUAAUUUAUAAACUCUUCAAAUCCAUAGAAAGGCUCAAAACUGUGUCGGAAUGCUGCCCAACGACACCAUCAAGUACCUGGAGGAUGGUUUAUAUCUGUUAAACUUCUCCAGCAACGAGACGCAUAACGGGGAUUUUCACGGCAGCAGCGCGAUCUUCAUCUCCUUCAUCUAUUCCGUAGUCUGUCUGGUGGGACUCUGUGGGAACUCGAUGGUGAUUUAUGUGAUCUUCAGGUAUGCCAAGAUGAAAACUGCGACGAACAUCUACAUCUUGAACUUGGCGAUCGCGGAUGAGUUACUCAUGUUGAGUGUGCCUUUCUUAGUCACCUCUUCUUUACUUCAUCACUGGCCCUUUGGUUCUUUCCUGUGUCGAUUGGUUUUAAGUGUUGAUGCCAUUAACAUGUUCACCAGCAUCUAUUGUCUGACUGUGUUGAGUAUCGAUCGCUACAUCUCCGUGGUGCAUCCCAUCAAAGCAGCCCGGUACCGAAGACCCACCAUCGCCAAAAUGGUCAACUUAGGAGUCUGGAUGUUCUCCAUCCUCGUCAUCCUACCCAUCAUCAUCUUCUCCACCACUGCACCCAACUCUGACGGAUCGGUGGCUUGCAACAUGCAGAUGCCUGAGCCCGAGCGUCGGUGGAUGGCUAUAUUUGUGAUCUACGCCUUUCUGAUGGGCUUUCUCUUCCCUGUCAUUGCCAUAUGCAUGUGCUACAUCCUCAUCAUAGUGAAGAUGCGGGUGGUCGCGUUGAAAGCUGGCUGGCAGCAGCGCAAAAAGUCCGAGAGGAAGAUCACGCUGAUGGUGAUGAUGGUGGUGACGGUGUUUGUGAUCUGCUGGAUGCCUUUUCACAUCGUGCAGCUGGUUAGCGUGUUCGUCCAGCAGCACAAUGCCACCCUCAGUCAGCUGGCUGUGAUUUUGGGAUAUGCCAACAGCUGUGCCAACCCCAUCCUGUACGGAUUCUUGUCAGAUAACUUCAGACGCUCCUUCCAGAGGAUUUUAUGCCUCCGGUGGUGGGAUAACGCCACGGAGGAACCCAUAGAUUACUAUGCCACGGCUCUGAAGAGUCGAGGAUACAGUGUGGAUGACUUUCAACCGGACAAUCUGGAGUCGGGCAGCACGUACAGGAAUGGCACCUGCACAUCUAGAACUACAACGCUGUAGGACUCGGUAUUACAGCAUAAAGACUUGUUUUGUUAUCUGUUGUCAUUGCAGUAUGUGUUUUUUUGUUGAGAUGUAUUGGUAAGACUUCAUAAUAACUUUCGUUAAUGCCAUUAUUAGAUUAUAUAAUGCUUAAUCUAAAGUUAAUGUGCAAUUUUGCCUAUAUGAAUGUGCAUGAACUUUUUAUGCUUAUAUAAUGCUUUGAAUGGCUUAUUAAUGAAAGUUGUUAUAAAGUGUGUCGAUAUGGGUAAAAUGUGUGACGUUGGUUCAGAUAAAAAAAGAAAUAUCCACAGCCAAAUGGUUGUUUAUUUUGAAAUGGAAUAAUGGGAAACCAUUCACUCUCAGUGCAUUAUGUGGUAAAACUAGAUUUGUAUUUUACGAAGCAAGCUUGCAGUGCUUGCAAAGCUGGAUCAAAUAGUGUUACAGUUUUCGGUUUUUAUGUUUUGGUUCUGUGUACAGAAAUGAAAUCAGAACCACCUUGCCUUGUCAAAACAGUCAUCUAAAUUAAGUAUGCAAAUAUAUGCAAGAAAGAAGACCAAUCGCAGUGCAGUAUGCAAAUGUUACAUCACAGCAGUAGUCAUAAGUUUUGAGUAGAUUCUGUCAAUGUU
This is a messenger RNA of Sinocyclocheilus anshuiensis, 1863 nucleotides long. RefSeq names its product somatostatin receptor type 1-like. Gene Ontology annotation, molecular function: neuropeptide binding; somatostatin receptor activity. The coding region runs from base 155 to 1258 and encodes 367 amino acids. Gene Ontology annotation, cellular component: plasma membrane; neuron projection. The transcript has a single exon. Lineage: Eukaryota; Metazoa; Chordata; Actinopteri; Cypriniformes; Cyprinidae. Gene Ontology annotation, biological process: cellular response to estradiol stimulus; neuropeptide signaling pathway. The record is from RefSeq and is a predicted model, not a curated record.